Molecule: messenger RNA, 1272 nt
Organism: Fimicolochytrium jonesii
Lineage: Eukaryota; Fungi; Chytridiomycota; Chytridiomycetes; Spizellomycetales; Powellomycetaceae
Product: S-adenosyl-L-methionine-dependent methyltransferase
Exons: 4
Biological process (GO): tRNA processing
Molecular function (GO): tRNA (uracil(54)-C5)-methyltransferase activity, S-adenosyl methionine-dependent
Source: RefSeq, a predicted model, not a curated record
UCCGGACAUGGGGCUGCGGUCGGAAAGGAUAACUGGAUCGUGCUGGUGCAUGGUGGGUUGGAGGGAGAACGCGUUCGGGUGAAGAUAUAUCGAGAUGGGGCUGGAUUUUCGAUGGCGGACCUGUUAGAAGUGCUCGAAACAAGUCCUAUACGGGUGGAACCACGAUGCAAACACUUCAAGGAAUGUUCGGUGUGCACCUUUCAGCAUGUGACCUACGAAGAACAAUUGCGGCGGAAGCAUGGAGUGGUGAAGCGGGCAUUCGAUUCCCUGUGGAAGCCGCCGACCAUCAUCGACGCCGACGGGAAUGCAAAGCCAGUCGACACAGACGCGCCUGUGAAGGUUGUUAAAGUGCAGGACGUGAUACCUUCGCCUUUGCAGUAUGGUUACAGGACGAAGAUGACUCCGCACUACCCUCGACGAGCCGCAUAUCAGCCACUCGAGAAAAUCGGCUUCAACGGACGGGGGAGUAAAUCCGUUGUUGACAUUGAGGAGUGUCCGAUCGUGACGAAGGAGAUCGAGGAUGACUUCAAGGCUCUAAGACGAGAGCUGAUCGGUUCCACCAGCCCAGGGUUUGCCAACGGCUCAACCUUAUCGUUCAGGCAUUCUCUGGUACUACCUAAACUCCACCCUGUGCAGCAGUAUUCGGGAGACCUGGUAGAUUGUGUCAACAACGUCAAGUUUACCUUCCCAGCGCACAGCUUUUUCCAAAACAAUUCCUCCAUAUUACCGGAAAUGACGACGUACAUUCGCAAAUGCCUGCGCGAUACGAUAUCCGCUUUCGGCGUGAAUGUGCUCGUGGACGCAUAUUGCGGAUCGGGGCUGUUUGCGCUCUCCUGCGCCCCCGAUUUCGAGAAGGUCGUUGGCAUCGAGAUCGACAGCAAAGCUCUCGACGCAGCAUCAAAAAAUGCGCUGAACAACAGCAUCGGAAAUGCGAUAUUCAUCAAGGGGUCAGCCGAACGCAUCUACGAUGAAGCAUUUGAACCGGAAGCACAUCACACAGCCGUCAUCAUGGACCCACCAUCCAAAGGCGCCGGGGAGGACUUCAUGCAGCAGUUGAGGCAAUUCAACCCGAAAGUGAUCGUCUAUGUCAGUUGCAAUGUGCACUCGCAAACGAGAGACUUGGCUUCGCUUUUAAGAAGACCCGCGGGGCAUUUGAGAAGCAUCAUACGAUCCGAACCGAAAUUGUACGAUAUUAUACAUGUGCAGCCUUUCGACAUGUUCCCGCAAACGGCGCAAGUGGAGAACAUCGCUAUACUAGUGCGCCGCGACUGA